Messenger RNA from Guyanagaster necrorhizus, 579 nucleotides. RefSeq lists its product as uncharacterized. NCBI's taxonomy places the organism in Eukaryota, Fungi, Basidiomycota, Agaricomycetes, Agaricales, Physalacriaceae. The coding region runs from base 170 to 466 and encodes 98 amino acids. The transcript has a single exon. The record is from RefSeq and is a predicted model, not a curated record.
AAAUGACUACACCAAAGGAUACUUAUGAUACAGGCGCGCGCCCAGCCCAUUAUCUCCACGAAAUGAUCUUACCAAUCAGCCACGUAGAGGAACGAGGGAUGUAUGCAGGCCAGUAAGUACUCUGAUACAUAACGGAAAAGUGUCGCCAUAGAGAGAACAGCUGGGCACGAUGGAGGAGUGUGUGGUAAUUGAAUGGUCGCAAGCAGUACAACAGAGCGAAGCUGGACAGGCGAGACUCGACGACAAGGAAAAUAUCGCGUCAGGCUUGUCUUUAAGAGUGCCUGCAUCUGAACCAAAUGAUUAUUCGAGGUCCAACAAUGGCCUCCUGGUGAAUCUGGAUCUAAUCUUCUUAGUUCUUUACAUAAAAAGGAAAGAUGAAGUUGCUUCAGGAAUGGACAUUCACAGAUUCGAACUGAGGUCACUCGCUACAAUGUACACGAUGAAACAGCUACACCAAAAGCCGUGAUAAAUAUACCGCUCCGAUAUAUUUUGUUGUUCAUAAUGUGGUCAAGAGAAAUAACGCAGAGAGAGUACAAAGAACUUGAACACAGCAAUAAAACACAGACCCGCCAAACACGA